Molecule: messenger RNA, 153 nt
Organism: Fusarium graminearum PH-1
Lineage: Eukaryota; Fungi; Ascomycota; Sordariomycetes; Hypocreales; Nectriaceae
Exons: 1
Coding region: 1-153 (50 amino acids)
Source: RefSeq, a predicted model, not a curated record
AUGGGCAAAAACGACAAAAAGGGUGCAGACAAAGGCGGAAAGGCCAAGGGAGGAGACAAGGGUAAAGAUGCCAAAGACACCAAAGACUCUGGCUCUGGCGGCAAAGCAAAAGGUGCUCAGAGCAUCAAUGUCCGUCACAUUUUGGUGAGUUGA